Molecule: messenger RNA, 2696 nt
Organism: Oncorhynchus tshawytscha (Chinook salmon)
Lineage: Eukaryota; Metazoa; Chordata; Actinopteri; Salmoniformes; Salmonidae
Gene: tkfc
Product: triokinase/FMN cyclase
Exons: 16
Coding region: 505-2238 (577 amino acids)
Biological process (GO): glycerol catabolic process
Cellular component (GO): cytosol
Molecular function (GO): glycerone kinase activity; ATP binding
Source: RefSeq, a predicted model, not a curated record
AAGAACUGCGCAUCACCAGCGCAGAUAUUUCACCGGAUGUAUAAAUGUGAAGCAUCCGUUUGGGGUUUCCACGGUAGUGAGAGGAAGUCCAGUGUCCGGCAGUGGGAGAAGAUGGAACGAUAUGGAUUUUGGCCUACAUUUUGCACAUUUUCUCACCGAUGAAACAUUUGAUCUCAAUACCAUGUUCUUCCAAAAAACUAGAAUAUGUUACGAACAGAGUGGAAUACGUUUUAUACAUUUUACCCUUUGUUAAAGUUUUUUUGAAAUAGUGUUGUUUAGAAAGAGUGCAAAGAGUAGGCGUUCCCUAACUGAAACAUGCAAAUAUAUGUUCUAGAACGCGCCAAUAGAAUCGCUCUGGCUCGGGCUUGGCUCUGCCCACAAUGACUCAUUUGUUCCUGUUUGAAACGAAAGGCUGUGGUCUAUCUUGGUCUAGUUAUAAAUAUCUGUGUCACUGGCGUGAGGUUCAACGUGCAAAGCGUCAGAAGAAAACAACAGCAGAGAAGCAUGAAGCCCCAACAGAAGUUAUUAAACUCAGUAGACCGCUGUGUAGACGAGGCCCUGGAAGGCAUUGUCUCUAGCUCUGGAUGUCUCUCUCUGCUGAGGGGCCACAGGGUGGUGGUCAGGGCUGAUCUGGAGGCCCUCAAGGGCCGGGUGGCCCUGCUGUCUGGAGGGGGGUCUGGACACGAGCCAGCACACGCAGGGUACAUAGGUAGCGGUAUGCUAUCAGCAGCGGUUGCAGGUGGUGUCUUUGCCUCUCCUCCCCCGGCCAGUGUUCUAGCGGCCAUUUUGUCUCUACGUGACGCGGGGGUGUCGGGAGUUCUACUCAUCGUUAAGAACUACACCGGAGACCGCCUCAACUUCGGCCUCGCUGCGGAACAGGCCCGUAACCGCGGCGUCGCAGUCGAAAUGGUGAUUGUCGCCGACGACUGUGCUUUUGAUCAACCCAGUAAGGCGGGGAGGAGGGGCCUGUGUGGGACGGUGUUCGUUCACAAGCUUGCUGGGGCUCUGGCUGAAGAAGGUUGUCCAUUGGACGAGAUUGUCUCCAAGGUGACAGAGGCAGUGAAGGGCAUUGGUACUCUGGGGGUCAGCUUAUCUCCCUGCAGUGUUCCAGGCUGUCUGCCCUCCUUUGACCUGCCUGCUGGAGAGAUGGAGCUGGGACUGGGUAUCCAUGGUGAGCCUGGCAUUAAAAGGUCAAAGGUGACCUCGGCGGAUGAGGUGGUGAAGACCAUGGUAGACCAUAUGACCAACCCUGCCAGCCAAUCACAUCUGUCGCUGAAGUCAGGUGACAGUGUGGUUCUGUGUGUCAACAACCUUGGAGCUCUGUCUUGUCUAGAGAUAUCUGUUGUUACUAGAUCUGCUAUACGCUACCUGGAGGGUCGUGGGGUGCGGGUUGCCCGGGUGAUGUCGGGGGCAUUUAUGACAUCACUGGAGAUGGCGGGAGUGUCUCUGUCAAUGAUGAGAGCAGACCAGGAGAUACUCCGACUGUUUGAUGCCAGGACCACAGCCUCUGCCUGGCCCAACCUCAGUACUGUGUGUAUCAGUGGGAAGAGUUACAUUCUGGACCCUCCAGCGAAAGACAUGCAAGAGACCUCUCACACAGAAGGUCCUCUCAGUGAUGUGAUGCGGAAGGCUCUAGAAGCGGUGUGCUCUUCCCUUCUUCAACGCCAAGAGGAACUAAACUCACUGGACAGGGCAUCCGGGGACGGAGAUUGCGGGAACACUCAUGCCCAAGCUGCGAAAGCCAUUCAGGAGUGGCUUCCGAGUCACAUUGUUCCUGGGUGCCCGGGGCAACUACUGUCCACUCUCGCCGGAUUGGUGCAGGAGAGAAUGGGCGGGUCUUCAGGAGCGUUAUACAGUUUGUUCCUGACAGCAGCUGCUGCUCUUCUGAAGGACCGCAGCGACCCCGCAGCCUGGGCCAACGCUAUGCAUGCUGGGACAGACGCUAUGAGAUGGUAUGGAGGAGCUGAUCCUGGAGACAGGACUAUGUUGGAUGCUCUGUGUCCAGCAGUGGAGGAACUGGGGAGACUGACAACAGCGCCCCCUGGUGGUCACAUGGCCAUUCUGCAGGCUGCUGUGGAGAAAGCUGAACUGGGGGCGGAGUCUACCCGUGACCUCACAGCCAGGGCGGGGAGAGCCAGCUACAUCGCCACAGUACACGUGACCCUUCCUGACCCUGGUGCCGUGGCGAUAGCUGCCAUCUUGAGAGCAGUGUUCGAAGCCCUGGGAGGACAGAAGUGAUGACGGAGGGCCGGACGGACGUUGUUGUUGUCAUCAUUACAGCUGUUAUACAUGGUGAUCUGUUUGAAAAUGUGAUAUUCUAUGAUAAUGUGAAAAGCAAGAUAUGGUGCCGUCAAAUCAUAUUAUCCAUGACGUAGAAUCAUGAAUCUGACAAUUGAUGAUUUCAAAAUGUAAAUCUGAUAACUAUGGUGUCUUAACCAGUGAAUCAUAGCAAUGAGGAGUCUUAUAACCAGUGAAUCAUAGUAAUGAGGAGUCUUUUAUAACCAGUGAAUCAUAGCAAUGAGGAGUCUUUUAUAACCAGGGAAUCAUAGCAAUGAGGAAUAAAAUGGCAAGCGACGCUGUUAGUGAGUCUAAAGUGUUGCCCAGCAACAGCCCCAAAACAUCACUGCUCUAGAGGAGAUCUGCAUGGAGGAAUGGGCCAAAAUACCAGCAACAGUGUGUGAAAACCUUGUGAAGAC